ACAACCACUUUCACGUUACCGACAGCACAACUAAGACCAUCAUGCCUCCCGCAGUCGGCACCAGAAUGCAUAUGUCGCAGCCGUCCAACCCAUUCGUCAAUCUGAACCAACAACACGCGCAUUACCAGUCACAAUCACAAUCGGCACACAUCCCCAACUAUCAGUCUUUCGGCAACAGUGCACUCAAUGGCGGCAUAUCACCCUUCAAUCCGGGCGCUGCAUAUGGCGGACUGGGUGCAUCGGCAUUCAGCGCUGCAGCCGGGACGUCCACUUUCAAUGGAAGUAUUCUAGGAGGACCUGGGCAAGGCCUAGGCUCGGCAGCUGCACAAGCUGGAUUUGCAAGAGGCGCGGCGAUGCAGGAAGGCAGUCAAGUGGAAGGGAUGGGACUACCGAAGACUGGACAGGCGGCACGGAUACGUGAAGUCUGGAGGCACAAUCUGGACACUGAAAUGCACAUGCUUCGGCAGCUGGUUCAGAAAUAUCCUUACGUCGCAAUGGACGCUGAAUUUCCGGGCAUAGUGGCGAGGCCCAUUGGCAACUUUGCUGGUAGUAAAGCUGAAUACCAUUACCAAACUCUUCGGUGCAACGUGGAUAUCUUGAAGCCCAUACAGAUUGGCAUCACGCUCUACACUGCAGAUGGACAACUACCACCGCAGCAGGAUCCAGGUCUGUCACAGCAGACUGGCAAGUUCCAGGGGUACAACCAUCCGCUUGCAAAUCAGAACAUUCCUUGUACCUGGGUCUUCAACUUCUCCUUCAAUCUGGAUGAGGACAUGUAUGCCGAGUCGUCCAUUGCUUUGCUCCAAUCAGCAGGCGUCAACUUCGCUCUCCACGCUACGCAGGGCAUCGACCAUGAAACCUUUGGCGCUCUCCUUACGACUUCGGGGUUAUGCUUUAACGAAGAUGUGCAUUGGCUGUCCUUUCACUCGGGCUACGACUUUGGCUACCUGAUCAAGCUGCUGUCCAACGAUGCUCUUCCACACGAACAGACCGACUUUUUCGAUCUUGUCAAAAUCUUCUUCCCCAAGCUUUGGGACAUUAAGUUCCUCCUAAGGCAUGCACAGAAGCUACGCGCACGUGGCCAACUCUCCGAGCCUGGCCAGCAGGUUGUCGAUCAUCUAGGCUCCAAGUCGGGACUCAACGACCUUGCCGAUGAACUUGGGUGCGUACGGGUAGGAAUCGCUCACACAGCAGGUAGCGAUGCCUGGCUCACAGGUUCCGUGUUCUGGUCAUUGCGCUCCAAAAUAUUCGGAGGAGAGCUUGCCGAAGACCUCGCAGAUCAGAUCUAUGGUCUGCAUGGUGUGCCUGCUCCUGCAUCGCAGUCAUUUCGAGAUGAUUUCUACGCUGCACAAGGCACACCUGCACAGCAGACAAAUGGCAGCAGUGGCUUGACGGGGCUGGGUGGCAGUGCACCGACUUUCACUCCGAGCGGCAAUCCUUCCACGCCCACCACAAGUCAUGCGGGGCUCAACUCGCAGCAGACGCCUGGACAACAGCAAUACUCCUAUACACAUGGGCUGGGGAAUGCAUUCACGGGUAUCGGCCGAUAGCACGGGCAGCAGCAGACCAGUAGGGCCAAGGAGAAACCUCAGCAUGAAAUCAACCGAAAUGAUGAGGCAAGGCAUCAGGCACGAAUGGAAUGCGAACGUCCAGUGGCCUAUAUUGGAAACAUGAAGCCUGAAGCGCGGCCGGCAAAGCCUCGACAACGGCGCAAGAGGGCCUUUAUAUCGGGACUGUUGGGCACAGAGCCGCGUUUGCCAGUGCAGCGUAGUGCCCGUCGAAGUGCACAUUCCAGAUCAGUACGCUCUACGAGGAUAUGAAGGGGGGAGAGUUGCGUUACCAGCGUGGAGUUGGAGGAGUCUUUCAUACUGAUUGUUCAAAAUUUGGGUAUAUAUAUCGAACAGUAGACCAUAAUCAACGAUGCG
Sphaerulina musiva SO2202 is the source of this 1925-nucleotide messenger RNA. Its product is annotated as ribonuclease H-like protein. Bases 42 to 1550 code for a protein of 502 amino acids. NCBI's taxonomy places the organism in Eukaryota, Fungi, Ascomycota, Dothideomycetes, Mycosphaerellales, Mycosphaerellaceae. Gene Ontology annotation, cellular component: CCR4-NOT core complex; P-body; CCR4-NOT complex. The record is from RefSeq and is a predicted model, not a curated record. Gene Ontology annotation, molecular function: poly(A)-specific ribonuclease activity; nucleic acid binding. The transcript has a single exon.